Molecule: messenger RNA, 2720 nt
Organism: Megalopta genalis
Lineage: Eukaryota; Metazoa; Arthropoda; Insecta; Hymenoptera; Halictidae
Source: RefSeq, a predicted model, not a curated record
ACGAGACGAGUCGAGUCGAGUCGAGUCGAGUCGGCUCGGCUCGAGUCGAGAGAGUCGCCCUCAGGACACCGACACGAGCGCGUUUCCUCGUCAGCAUUGCUCCGCAGGCUCAACACCGCUCCGCUUCAGUCCACCGGCACUCCUGCGCGACACGACAGUCCGCUCGGUAGCACCCGCUUCGCUGCACACGCUCUUCCGACACACUCUCCACGUCUUGGCAGUAACGAGAGAUCAGCUGUUUCGUCGACAGCAACGCACUUUUCACCGAGGGACACCCCAGGACACAACAGGACACCCACCACCGCUCCAGGAUGAGGGAGAUCGUGCAUUUGCAGGCUGGACAAUGCGGGAACCAAAUCGGCGCCAAGUUUUGGGAAGUGAUCUCCGAGGAGCACGGGAUCGACCAGUCCGGUAUCUACCACGGGGACAGCGAUCUUCAGCUGGAGCGGAUCUCGGUGUACUACAACGAGGCAUCCGUCGCCACGUCGACGAAUGGAGGGAAAUACGUGCCCAGGGCGAUCCUGCUGGACCUCGAGCCGGGUACGAUGGACGCGGUGCGUUCGGGCGCAUAUGGGAAGCUGUUCAGGCCGGACAACUUCGUGUUCGGACAAUCCGGAGCGGGUAACAACUGGGCGAAAGGACACUACACGGAGGGCGCUGAGUUGGUAGACUCUGUUUUGGACGUGGUGCGUAAGGAGUGCGAGAACUGCGACUGUCUCCAAGGCUUCCAGCUGACCCAUUCUCUGGGCGGCGGCACCGGGUCGGGUAUGGGAACCUUGCUGAUCUCCAAGAUUCGCGAGGAAUAUCCGGACAGGAUCAUGAACACGUACUCGGUGAUGCCGUCGCCAAAGGUGUCGGACACCGUCGUCGAGCCGUACAACGCGACGCUGUCGGUUCACCAGCUUGUGGAGAACACGGACGAGACGUACUGCAUCGACAACGAAGCCCUGUACGAUAUCUGUUUCCGCACGCUGAAGGUCUCGAAUCCUAGCUACGGGGACCUGAACCACCUGGUCUCGCUGACGAUGUCAGGCGUGACGACCUGCCUAAGGUUUCCCGGACAGUUGAACGCGGAUCUGAGGAAGCUGGCGGUGAACAUGGUCCCGUUCCCCCGGCUGCACUUCUUCAUGCCGGGAUUCGCUCCUCUGACCUCUAGAUCGAUGCAACAGUACUCGGCGCUCUCUGUGCCGGAGCUGACGCAGCAGAUGUUCGACGCGAAGAACAUGAUGGCCGCCUGCGAUCCGAGGCACGGAAGAUACCUCACCGUCGCCGCCGUUUUCCGGGGUCGGAUGUCGAUGAAGGAGGUCGACGAGCAGAUGCUGAGCGUGCAGAACAAGAACAGCUCGUACUUCGUCGAGUGGAUACCGAACAACGUGAAGACGGCCGUGUGCGACAUCCCGCCGAAGGGGCUGAAGAUGUCGUCGACCUUCAUCGGCAACACCACCGCCAUUCAGGAGCUGUUCAAGAGGAUCUCGGAGCAGUUCACCGCCAUGUUCCGCAGGAAAGCGUUCCUGCAUUGGUACACCGGAGAGGGUAUGGACGAGAUGGAGUUCACCGAGGCCGAGUCGAACAUGAACGACCUGGUGUCCGAGUACCAGCAGUACCAAGAGGCCACGGCGGAGGAGGACUUCGAGGCCGAGGAGUGCGCGGACGACUUCGAGACCUGCGAUCAGGAGUAGACUGUCUACUUCCGAACGAGUAAAGGCCGAUUUGUGUCGUUCGUUCGGGCACGGAACGUUUGCGGAACGUUUCGCGGUUCGGGCAAGUGCGACGUUCUAGUAUUUUAUGUCAGCCGUUCGAAUCCUUUCGGUUGUACGUACAAUUAUCGCGGUUGACGCUAGAUUUAUCGAGCACUGUACGCGGCUCUUUCAUAUUAGUUUGUAAUAGUUAGGAAUAAGACGUUUAUUCUAAUUUUUCCACAAGUAAUUCGUACAUUGAAUAAAUCACUCGUAAAUGUAUCUUUGAACAAUUUUGACCGGUUCGGUAAGCAUAGUGUUGAAAAUGUUUCCACAUUUAUCGGUAAAAGAUCUGCGCUACGCAGCGGUAUUGUUCGAUGAAGAGGGAGGAGAAUAGGAAAAGGAAACGUCGUUUUGCUGUACAUCAAAUUUUCGAGGAAAGUUAAUGGAUAAUAUUGGACAUUAUUGUCAAAGAAUUAGGUUCUUACUAACUCUCUUCAUUUUUGGUUAUCCAUAUUGAGUUAGUUUACGUCACGCGUCCGUCUUUAACGAGAUUUUGGUCCGCGAUACUAAAUAUAAUCAGUCGAAUCGGUUUAUAAUAAUAUCCGCCAGAACCGAGCCGCUUCGUGAACGUUCCGUGGCUUAACAGAGGAUACAAAUCGAUCUUAAACCCUCCGCCCUCUCUCGCCCGUCUAUCGAAAGCGGCCCGAGUCGGUUCCGGGCACACGUGGUUCGCUUUUUAUACUUUUAUACGCGAUAGGGCAUCUUCUUCAGUUUCGCUUCUUUUUUCAUGGAGUUCGAAGGACAUCGAGGCUGGCCGAGGGAGACGCGUCGCUCGCUUCAGCGGUAGAGGGUCACGGAGGGGGCGGUGGUAGACAAAGACAAUCCCCGACGACCAAACGCCAAAGCACCGCAACCAAAAAUCUGCCUUCUCUGUUACAUCCGCAAACAUUAUUCAUAUAUCGUAAGCCUGUAAUCGUGGCACGCGUUUUACGGUAGCGCAAGUUUGUUCCUUACGAAAAUAUAAGAAUUUUUUCAAGUACA